UUUGUUUGUGAGUGUGAUUUCGGAAAAAUUUGUUUGUUUAUUGUUGUGACGUGAGUUGUGAUACAGCAUUUAACUGAUAGUCUAAACUAAAGUGAAAGAAAUAAUAUAAACGUAUUUUCCGUACACAAGUAUAUAGAAUUAUAUUCAGAUUUUUCGUUCUUAUAAGUGCAGUACUCUAUUUUUUAAUAUUUGAGCAUGUUUGCCCAAAAAACACGAGUCUUCUCUCAAGAUGCAGAGCUGUCACAGAUAGAAAACAUAGAAGACAGUCAAAAUUAUCCUCAAAAUAGUAUUCAACAACAUACUCAUGACAGUUCAGAGGAAUAUAAUAUGGUCACAGCACCAACUUAUCCUCAAGAAGCUUCUGAAGGACAGCUUUCUGUAAGGGCUGAAGCAAUUUGUGAAGAAAAUCGCCGCAUAACAGAUCUUGUUCAGUCGAGUUUGAAGAAACAUGAAAAACGUCGUAUUAAUUUGAUGAAUAAAAAAACAAAAAUUGAAGAAGAGGUAAAAGUUUAUUUAGAGAUUCAUGAACGUCAACGUCGUGAAUCCGUAGAAACUCAGAUGAAUCUUGAAGAAUUGACUGGAAAUUAUCAAAAAGAACUUAACGAGCGGCCUAAAUUAAUGGAAAAAGUGAAAGAUGCUGAACUUUUGGUCGAAAUGUUUGACAAUUAUUAUACUAAUGGGUUGACUGUUGGAGAAGAGAUUAAAGCAGCUAAGAAACAUUUGGAGACUGAAAAGGAUACUAGACACAAAGGAUUAGAAACAGUCAAACAGAAAAAGAAUCAGAUUGAACUUUUAUUUAAAACAUAUAUAGAAAAAAACAUAAAGAAAGCCCAGAAACACAAAGAAACCAUUGACAAGGAAAAAGAAGAUUACAUAACUGAGGCUCAGGAAUUAAUCCUCCAAAAUGAUGAAAAGGCAAACAAAAUUAGCUAUUUAGAAAAAGAGAUUAAAAAUGUGUUGAAAGUCAAAGAAAAUUUAAAUAACAUAUUCAAUACAAUUUCACUUCAAAACAAAACGCUCUUUGAAGGAAUCAGUGACCUUCACCUUAAACUGGAUGAGUGUAGAGCUGUUGGUGUUUCAGACAUCCAGAAUCUUAAACUGCAGAUUAAUACUGAACAAAACAAUAACACUAAUCUGGAAUUAAAAUUCAAAGAAAAGGAAGAUUAUUUUAAUAGCUUGUCAACAAAACAAAAAGGAUUAACUAAUUUAUCUAAUCAACUGAAAAGUGCUGUAGAAAAUGCAUCCAAGGCCAAUAAAGAACAAUUAAUGAAAAUUGAAGAAUGCUCUGCUAAAAAAACAGGCCUUAAAGAACAAAUAAACUAUUUUGCUGAGGAAAUAAAAAAAUAUUUAAAUGCUGAAGAGGACAAUGACUCCUUUAAGAAAACAUUAUUCACAUUAGAAGAAGACAUAAAAUUAUGUAGUACGUCUUUGAAAGAGAAAGAAGACGUUCUAUACAAUCUUAAUGAUCAGAUAGCUGUGUCAAAGAGAGUUUUGCUUGAAAUUGAAGGGAAGAAAGUCCAAGCUGAUAGUGAGUUAGAGAAAUGCAGGAUAUUAAAACAUGAAUUAAUUUCAAAAGAAACAGAAGAAAAUAUGUCGUAUAAACAAGAAAGGGAUAUGAAGAUGAAGCAAUGCAGUAAUAUGGAACAAGAAAACAAAGACCUUUCUGAUAAAGAAAAUGAACUUAAAAUGAACAUUGAAGAACUAAUAAUGUCUAAUAAAAAAUUAGAGAACAAAUUGAAAGAAAUUGAAAAAUUAAUAGAAAAGUAUAACCAAGAUACAGAAAACAGUAGAAAAGAGCUAUUUGUUACUAAAAAAGAGAAUGAAGAAUAUUUAAACUCUUUAAAGGAAGAGCUUGAUGAAAAGUACAACAGAUUAGAAACUUAUGAAGCAUUAAUUAUUGAGUUAAGACCAAAACAAGAGAAGGUAAUUGUAUUUAAAGCCAAAAUAGAAGCUUUGGUGCAAGAUUUACAUAACCAAUAUGAACAGUUUGAGAAAGAAAAGAAAGAAGUUGAUUGCAACUUUAACGUCAAGACACUGGAGCUUGAUAGAGAAGUUGAUAACUACAAAUCAGUAAUGGAAAAAAUACUAAAAAGCGAAGAAGAAGCAACAGAAAAGCUUACAGUUGAAAUUCAGGAAACUGAGAUAGUAAAAAUGAAACUAAGGGAAGAAUUAAAAUCUCUUCAUAAGGAAUUAAAUAUUUUAAAGAGUAAAGAGAUGUAUAAACGAGACAGAGUAUCUAAAAUGGAGAACCGUCUUCGGACAAUUAAUAAUGAAAUUAAAGUUACUAAAAAAGACUUUACAGAUGUAAUGACCAGAAAAAUUCAGACCCCAAGUGCAGCACAAACUACAAACAAACUGACAACACCUACGUCUUCUUUCGGUUCUUAUAAAAACCAUAACACUACACAAAGCCAAGGUCAACCUCUUGUAAAGAACAUAGUGCCCUCUAAGGGGUUAGAGUUCCUACCAAAUGUUUCUAACCAGGAUAAUGUAAAGAAAUGGGUGGAGUCUGUGCCAGUUGAUGAAUAUGAAUUCAGUGACAUAUAAAUUAAGAAGAUAAACCUUCUAAUUUAGCUUCGUAGUUAUUGAUUUAUAUUGUAUUUAGUUUUAGUAGUUUAACUGAAAAUGUACAUAACUUUAAAUAAUAAAUAAACAGUCAGAAGAAAGAAGAUUGUUGAAAUGUAAAAUAUUUGAAUUUAAGAAAUCUGAUUUAUGUAAUCAAUUAUGUGUGUAGUGUUCAUAUCAGUGAAUUAGAUAUUCAGACACUAUUUGUAUAGAAUAUAUAAUUAUUAAUACAGUGUUAUGUGCAAUUAACAAAUCUUGUUUGAUUGUGCAGGUUUAGUAACGUUAUUUAAUAAUUCUUACCUAACAUAAAACAAUAAUAAAUUGGAAGCAAUUAAUUAAAAUUAGAGGCUUGUUUGAAAUUAUGAUUUUAAAAUAUAAGUAAUCUAGUGUAUGUUAUCAAUUAUUUGUAAUACUCAAGUUAUGUACUUCAUUUUAAUUUGUUAAGAAUAUAUAAUUAUUAAUUUAAUGUAAUGUAAAAAGUCUUGUUUCAAUAUGCAAAACAAAUAAAUUGUGUUAUAUUAAAUCAUA
Messenger RNA from Homalodisca vitripennis (glassy-winged sharpshooter), 3093 nucleotides. Its product is annotated as repetitive organellar protein-like. The transcript is spliced from 13 exons. The record is from RefSeq and is a predicted model, not a curated record. The coding region runs from base 196 to 2547 and encodes 783 amino acids. NCBI's taxonomy places the organism in Eukaryota, Metazoa, Arthropoda, Insecta, Hemiptera, Cicadellidae.